AUGGAUUGUGAGAUACGCUUGUCGUUACUACGACCGCCAUUAUCAUUAGCAUUUGGUGUAAUGUUUGUUGUGGUGUCAGUGUUAAUUGUAGCGCCUAAUACUUUGGUUUUGAUAAUGCUAUAUAGAGGAAAUUUUACUAGAAAGUCCUACAAGUUCUUCGUGUCGCUUUCAUUAUCAGAUGGACUUUGUGGUCUAACAUGCGCUCCAUUGUUGGCUUGGCAGUUGUUCCAUGAAGAAGCUCGGGUGAAUUGCCACAUAGAAUUGAUUAGAAGAUAUUUUGUUAUGUUGUUUUCUGGCUCGUCUGGUUUGAUGUUGGCUGUUAUAGCAUACGACAGAUAUAUUUCUCUGACUAAGUUGAAUAACUACGACCUUUACAUGACCAAAAUAAAAUUCCGAUUCCUUGUGGCAAUUUGUUGGAUUUGUCCCGCACUGAUUCCUUUAUUGAGAUUUGCAGGUCGUAUGGUUUAUAUGAGUUUGGGAACAAUAAUAUUUUUAUUCGGAAGUUGUUCUUUGUUUAUCAGUUACUACUGUGUUGGAAAAGCAGUGAAACAACACAAGAUAUGCAUGAAAAAAUAUCAAAGGGAUUUCACAAUACACCACAACAGUAGAACCACUAUCAGUAAAAAUUUUCAAGUUAGUAAUGAUGGAUAUCAAAACAUUGAGAAGACAGUACUUCUAUUAAUCAUUUGCCAUCUAAUUUGCAUUUUGCCAAUGUUUUGUUGGGGUACCCUGGAGAUGCUGAGUAUUUCAUAUCAAGUUGUCGAUCUCAAAACUUCCCAAACUCUCCACGUAGUGUCGCUUUUUAUGAUACAAUUCAGCUCCUGUGUCGAUCCUGUUAUAUACUUUCUGAAAAAUCCAAGAUUCAGAAAGGGAUUGUAUCAUAUGGUUAAAUGUCAUUAG
Hydractinia symbiolongicarpus is the source of this 900-nucleotide messenger RNA. RefSeq names its product alpha-1A adrenergic receptor-like. Gene Ontology annotation, molecular function: G protein-coupled receptor activity. Gene Ontology annotation, biological process: G protein-coupled receptor signaling pathway. Gene Ontology annotation, cellular component: membrane. The coding region runs from base 1 to 900 and encodes 299 amino acids. NCBI's taxonomy places the organism in Eukaryota, Metazoa, Cnidaria, Hydrozoa, Anthoathecata, Hydractiniidae. The transcript has a single exon. The record is from RefSeq and is a predicted model, not a curated record.